Messenger RNA from Vitrella brassicaformis, 1370 nucleotides. The record is from the annotation of a GenBank genome assembly. NCBI's taxonomy places the organism in Eukaryota, Vitrellaceae.
UCAUGUCUGCACGUCAUAUUGAAUUUCCUCUUCUGUCCUGUACUCAUAGGCCCUCCAUAGAUUCCACCACGACUUGAAGAUUGGGGACCGAAUAGAUGGCCGCACGUACUGGCAUCCGUCAUCAAACGUCCCAAUAGGCGGCCCCGUGCGCCAGCAACCAACCCACAGCCACGCAAAUGAGUGUCGUUCUGUGUGGCUCUUGAGAAACUUAGCCCAACUAUCAUGACCCAUCCAUGGCUUCACGCCCCCGUUAUAGUGCAGAACCACAGGCUGCCACGACGAAUUGGCAGCGUUAGUGUCCAUCGCACGAAGACCUGCACAAAAGCAGAGAGAGUGUUAGGAUGCAGGAAAGGCAGCAGGAGUGUGUGAGCCGUUACCUCCGUCGACAAAGACGUUGUACUCCGCUGGCAGCUCACGGAAGCUGCCAUUGAAGAAGAGAUUCAAACUCAGCUGGUCAUCGAGUCCCCACUGGCUGUUCCAUCCCCUAAUGGUGGAUGAGGCAUUGGAGCACCGAAUAGCUGGCAGAUUCAUCAGCAAAACACCUGAAAGACGGACCCAACCGAGAGAUGUUCGUGUCACACUUCGUAUGGCCGUUGCUCUAUUCAUUCUGCCUUACCCGAAUUAAAUGCUCUUCUGCCUCCAUUCCACCAAACUUUGUCGUGCGCUCCGACACUGAGCAGUAGCGGGUAAGGGUUGGUCAGCGGCCUGCCCGCCACAGCUUCAUCAGGUCGGAGAGGCACCGCAAACAAACCCUCCAGCGAUCCGUUGACGAUUACAUCGUAAUCAAGGUAAAGAACUUGUGCGAUAGACAGAGGUAGUAUGUCAGGCAGUAGGAUGCGUAGAUUGGCCGCACGCGUAAUACGGGCUUCGUUGCUGUUAUAACUGUUGCGUCGCACUGCUGAGCCGACGCGAUAGCUUCUCAGUGCCGGAAAUGUGUCCGCAAACUGGGUAAAGUUGAUCAGGUGCAGCUGCAAAGAGGGCCACCUUCUCCUCGACGCUGCUUCGUCCUCAAGAGCAACGAUUGUUGGGUGGUGAGCUGACACAUCCAUCGUCACAAGAUGUAUAUCAAGGCAGCCCGCCAGCGUCGUGUUGCGAUGGUUGACGUGUAUUGAGUUGAGGAGCGUCGGAAUGGGCUGAAGGCCGGCACCAUCCACACCAAGGGCUAUGUGGGCCUUGCGAUCACCACACGGCCGGUCCGAAGUGGCGCUGCCCUGUGCUCGCGUCAUGCAGUCGCGGAAGGCGUCUGUAUCUGGAAAGCCAGUGGCCCAUAGAGACUGGGAUGAGAGCUCCAGCGGCUGACGGCCUCUCGUCGGGAGGCGGAAAGGGGGCAUGAGCUGCGCGAGGAGGAAGAAAGCCACCAGCACCACCAU